Molecule: messenger RNA, 1084 nt
Organism: Thalassophryne amazonica
Lineage: Eukaryota; Metazoa; Chordata; Actinopteri; Batrachoidiformes; Batrachoididae
Gene: kcnk7
Product: potassium channel subfamily K member 1
Exons: 3
Coding region: 23-1057 (344 amino acids)
Biological process (GO): stabilization of membrane potential; potassium ion transmembrane transport
Cellular component (GO): membrane
Molecular function (GO): potassium ion leak channel activity
Source: RefSeq, a predicted model, not a curated record
GAUGCGGCGGUGAAAGCGGACGAUGCCCUCGCCGGCUCUCUUCCUCCGGGCCAAUGCCUUGGCCUUCCUGGUUUGCGGCUACGUGCUGUUUGUGCUGCUGGGUGCCCUGGUGUUCCGCACCCUGGAGAUGCCCGUGGAGAAGAGGAUGCGAGCAGAGAUGGAGGAGCUGCAUCACUCCUUCCUGCAGGAGAACCCCUGCAUGCAGGACGGCAAGCUGAGCGAGCUGCUGGGCGAAGCUGUAACCGCACACCGCCGUGAUGUAGCUGUUCUGCAGGCUGACGGCGAGGAGCGCAGCUUCGGCUUCACCUCUGCGCUUUACUUCAUCAUGGUCACUCUGACCACCAUGGGUUCUGACUCGUUCAGCCCCAUGUCAGAUCAGGUCAAGCUGUUCUUUAUUGUCUACUGCUCCCUGGGCAUCCCCCUCACCCUCUUUCUCCUCACGCUCCUCUCUGACCUCCUGCUUCCUUUCAUCACCAGCGCUCCCAUCCAUUACCUCCACAAGUACUGGUCCUUGUCCUACAACAGGGCGGCACUUGUCCACGUUGGACUUCUUUUGGGGCUUCUUCUUGUUGUCCUCUUCCUCUGCCCUGCUCUGAUGUUCCGUCUGAUGCAACCAGAGUGGAGCUUCCUAGACGCGUUAUUCUUCUGCUUUGCCAUUUUGAGCACCGUCGGCCCAGGAAGCUCCUCAGUGGGGAGAAGCUGGGUCCCAGGAACCAGAGAAACACUGGAACUCAUCACUACAUGUUACCUGCUGGUGAGUCUGGUUGUGAUUUUUACCUUUAAGGAGACUGUCCUACGGGUUUCCCAGGUGCGUACCUUGAUCAGGUUCUUCGUCGGUCCGCAGUUUGGACAGCUGGAAGGUCUCCAUCUCAAUCAGCUGACACUUAGUGGACAAAGCUUUGAGGAGCCGCGGUACUCCCUGUCCAUCUGUACCGUCUCCUCCGCACAGUCCUGUUCGAACCACCACGGAGACACCACCUGGUCUGUGAGAACCACCAGCUGUCUGUCACACACAAAGCAGUCUACAAGCCUUGGGACAACAGCGCCGCAUGUUUAAGCGUCUCAACAAAUUAUGUCAAAUCAC